Molecule: messenger RNA, 761 nt
Organism: Raphanus sativus (radish)
Lineage: Eukaryota; Viridiplantae; Streptophyta; Magnoliopsida; Brassicales; Brassicaceae
Product: mitogen-activated protein kinase kinase kinase 20-like
Exons: 2
Biological process (GO): protein phosphorylation
Molecular function (GO): ATP binding; protein kinase activity
Source: RefSeq, a predicted model, not a curated record
UUUGGUUCUAUCACGUUGAUUAAAGAUUUCACCCGGAUGAUUCUUGAAGGUUUGGUCUCGAUUCACGGACAUGGUUAUGUUCAUUGUGACCUCAAACCAGACAAUGUACUCGUCUUCCCUUCUUGUUCUUCGAGACAAGAUUCAUCAUCGUACGAGAUCAAGAUUUCUGAUUUUGGCAACACGCUGGAGGUAGGAGAGGUUCCUCUGGUCUGGGAAACUGAUUAUCCGUGGGUGGGGACUCCCAUCUACAUGCCUCCCGAGUCUGUCCGUGAUGGCGUGGCCAAAAAGUCUCUAGAUUUGUGGUCGUUGGGAUGUUUGGUGCGGGAGAUGUACACGGGUGUGAUUCCUUGGGAAGGCAUUGAACUAGAUGAUAUCGCUACUCUUCUCAUCUGUGGUGAAGCUCCAUGGAUACCUGAGUGUUUACCUUCCGAUGCUAAGGCUUUUAUCCAAACGUGCUUCUCAAGUGACCCUGAGGACAGAGGAAGCGCUUACGAGUUGUUGUUUCAUCCGUUUUUGCCUCGUCCUGAACUGUUGAAGUUGAGAAUCAGGGGAAGAAGUUUGAAGAGGAAGAAACCAACUAAGGACGCUCUUGCUGUUUCAGAUAAGAAGCCUCUGAAGUUGAGGUUUUUCCCCACAAAGGCCCAACAGUUCAAGAGAACUCUGAACAAAGUCUUGAGGUUGAAGGCUAUUCCCAUGAAGAUAUCGUCUGACUUCAAUUUAGUUUCUGUGCAUUAGUGUUUUAGUUUCUCUGUUUAGGUUGU